AUGUAUAUAAAUAAAUGUUGCAAGUGGAGCAGAGCCUUUCAUAGUAGCAGAAUUCUGCUUGAAGAGAAACAUCACGAUAAGAGUCUCCAGAGAAAAAUUCUCGAAAGGAUUCUUAGACCUCAGGAGGAAAAUGCUAUCAGAAAAUCAGGAUUCAAGCUAUGGUUAAGUCAUUUGAGUAAUUCGCGUAAAACGUAUGAGCGAUUAGAGAAACUACAGAAGUGUAUCAUGGAACAAGUACAUGUUGAAGGAUCUAAAAAUAACGACAAGCUAUUCGAUGAAAUAAAUCAGUGGCAUUUUCGAAACGAAAAGGCAAGUACUGUUUUGACACCUACAUUACUGAUACACGGUUACGCUGCUUCUUCAAUGUCUUUUUUCAGAAAUUAUCCGGGUCUCUCCAAACACAUCCAAAAUCUAUACUCAAUUGAUCUGCCAGCAAGCGGAUUGUCUUCGAUACCGCCAUUAGAAAUCAAUGCGACGACACCUUUACCUUUGGAUAUUGAAUUCACUGGAAAAAAUAAGUUCAAGAUUCCAUAUACAAUAAACCUGAAUCAUCAUAAAUUCGUAAUCCAAAUGUAUGAGGACUUUUAUCUCGACAAAAUCGAACAAUGGCGCAUUGACAAUAAACUAGGCAAGGUGAAUAUCGUGGGGCAUUCUUUUGGUGGAUACUUAUCUUUCAAGUAUGCUGCUAAAUAUCCUAAUUCAGUAGAGAAACUUUGUUUGGUAUCCCCGCUAGGAGUGGAAAGGAAUAUAUGGUCGAUAAAUAAUAAUUUUCGCUCAAACACUCUUUAUACUAUUGGCUUCGAAGAUCCAAGCUCUAAGUUUUACUCGAAAAGAAAUAUGAUUCCUAAAUAUUUAUUUGAACGACAAUUUCAAUUACUAAGAAUGAUGGGUCCAGUAGGAGCUAAAUUAUGUUGGAAUUAUAUAAUGGCAGCGUACAGUCGAGUUCCAUCGUUAGCGUACAAAGAAUAUAUCUUUGAAUUGUUUUAUGGUAAGGGAGGUAUACCGGAGGUUACAACAGAAAUUUUCAAAGGAUUAUUUUCAAGGUGUAUUUUAGCGAAGGAUCCUUUGAUGGAUUCUCUGCAUUAUUUAAAUGUCAGAAAACUGAUGGUAGUAUAUGGGCAAUAUGAUUGGAUGAAUAAAAAAGCCGGCAUGCUCAUGGUCGAAAACUUGAACAGUUUAGGAAACUGUUUAGAAAAAGCAAGUUAUUUAGAGAUACCUUCAUCUGGUCACAAUCUUUUCUUAGAUAACCCGCUAUCGUUCAAUCAAUCAAUCGUGUCAUUCUUAUCAGAGGAUCCUAAGUUGCCUUGA
Saccharomyces mikatae IFO 1815 is the source of this 1308-nucleotide messenger RNA. It is a transcript of the gene ECM18, whose product is annotated as alpha/beta hydrolase family protein. Gene Ontology annotation, biological process: cardiolipin acyl-chain remodeling. NCBI's taxonomy places the organism in Eukaryota, Fungi, Ascomycota, Saccharomycetes, Saccharomycetales, Saccharomycetaceae. The transcript has a single exon. The record is from RefSeq and is a predicted model, not a curated record. Gene Ontology annotation, cellular component: mitochondrial inner membrane. Gene Ontology annotation, molecular function: A2-type glycerophospholipase activity. Bases 1 to 1308 code for a protein of 435 amino acids.